AUGAAGUGCAAGCCGAACCAGACGCGGACCUACGACCCGGAGGGCUUCAAGAGGCGGGCGGCGUGCCUGUGCUUCCGGAGCGAGCGCGAGGACGAGGUGCUGUUAGUGAGUAGCAGCCGGUACCCGGACCGCUGGAUCGUGCCGGGCGGGGGCAUGGAGCCCGAGGAGGAGCCGAGCGGCGCGGCCGUCCGAGAGGUGUACGAGGAGGCGGGAGUCAAGGGGAAGUUAGGCCGGCUCCUGGGCGUCUUCGAGCAGAACCAAGAUCGCAAGCACAGGACCUACGUGUUCGUCCUGACUGUCACUGAGGUUCUGGAGGAUUGGGAAGAUUCGGUGAGCAUUGGGAGGAAGCGAGAGUGGUUCAAAAUCGAAGAUGCCAUCAAGGUCCUCCAGUGCCACAAGCCCGUGCAUGCCGAAUACCUGGAGAAACUAAAGCUGGGCGGUUCCCCCACCAAUGGAAACUCCGUGGCCAGAUUUACUUUGAAAGAAUCAAGUAUGUGAACCCAAUGAGGAAAGGAAUUGCGAAGCACGGGUGAGCUCUUUCAUACUAUCAAGAUCACAGCUCAUCCUAUGCUUUUGGACACUUCCCUGUUUAUUACAAUGACAAUUUUCCAGGUUGUUGCACUACCACUGUAUGUGUACAGACUUGUAAUUUGGCACUUAUGGCCUU
Messenger RNA from Molossus molossus (Pallas's mastiff bat), 667 nucleotides. RefSeq names its product diphosphoinositol polyphosphate phosphohydrolase 3-alpha. Bases 1 to 498 code for a protein of 165 amino acids. NCBI's taxonomy places the organism in Eukaryota, Metazoa, Chordata, Mammalia, Chiroptera, Molossidae. The record is from RefSeq and is a predicted model, not a curated record. Gene Ontology annotation, molecular function: bis(5'-adenosyl)-hexaphosphatase activity; diphosphoinositol-polyphosphate diphosphatase activity; endopolyphosphatase activity. Gene Ontology annotation, biological process: diadenosine hexaphosphate catabolic process; adenosine 5'-(hexahydrogen pentaphosphate) catabolic process; diphosphoinositol polyphosphate metabolic process. The transcript has 2 exons. Gene Ontology annotation, cellular component: cytoplasm; nucleus.